AUGCGCCCCCGCGCCCCCGCCGCCGGGGUGUUGGGGCUCUGCAGCGUCCUCCUGCUGCUCCGGCCCGGACACGCGUGCCCCGCGGGCUGCACCUGCACCGCCCCCCACACCGUGGACUGCCGCGAUCGCGGGCUCCCCAGCGUGCCCGACCCCUUCCCGCUGGACGUGCGCAAGCUGCUGGUGGCCGGCAACCGCAUCCAGCGCAUCCCCGAGGACUUCUUCAUCUUCUACGGCGACCUGGUGUACCUGGACCUGAGGAACAACUCGCUGCGCGCGCUGGAGGACGGCACGUUCAGCGGCUCCGCCAAGCUCGCCUUCCUCGACCUCAGCUACAACAACCUGACCCAGCUGCGCGCCGGCGCCUUCCGCUCCGCCGGGAGGCUGGUCAGGCUGAGCCUGGCCAACAACCGCCUGGCGGGCGUGCACGAGGCGGCCUUCGAGAGCCUGGAGUCGCUGCAGGUGCUGGAGCUCAACGACAACAACCUGCGCAGCCUCAACGUGGCCGCCCUGGACGCGCUGCCCGCGCUGCGCGCGCUGCGCCUGGACGGAAACCCGUGGCUCUGCGACUGUGACUUCGCCCACCUCUUCUCCUGGAUCCAGGAGAACGCCUCCAAACUGCCCAAAGGCCUGGAUGCAAUCCAGUGCUCCCUGCCCACGGAGAACCGGAGGGUGGCUCUGCACGAGCUGUCGGAGGCCAGCUUCAGCGAGUGCAAGUUCAGCCUGUCACUCACAGACCUGUUCAUCAUCAUCUUCUCCGGGGUGGCCGUCUCCAUCGCCGCCAUCAUCUCCAGCUUCUUCCUGGCCACCGUGGUGCAGUGUUUCCAGAGGUGCACCCCAAACAAGGACACCGAGGAUGAAGAUGAGGACGAGGAAGACUGAGCCACCCAGCCCAGCCAGCGACACCUCUCCAGGAGAGAGAAAUGCCAACGAGAGAGAAUGAUCACCUAGCAAGGAGCAGGGCAGAGCCGGGUCCAGGUCUGAACUUGUGAGCAUGUCCGCUCAGCGUUGGGAAUGGGCGGAGCCGAGAAAGCCAGGGAGGAUGGAAGGAAUCACUGCUGAGUGGAGUUGGGCCUCCCGACUGACUGACAGCUAAAACGCAGGGAAAGUGGAAGGACAAGGGCGCGUCUUCUAGCUGCAGAGAUCUGAGCGCUGUUCUUGCUCUGAGCUGCCCACAGUGGGGAUCCAAGUUCUCCACGGGAGUAAGAACUCUUCUUAUUUGUUCCUGAGAAACUUUGCGCAGUAGACAACGUUUGUGUCCCCUCCCCCGGGUCAGAUACUGAAGCCCACCGGCAGUGGGAUGGCCGUUAGAAGGGGCGGGGGUGGGGAAUGGGGAUGAGGCUGGAGGGUGGGGCCCUGCUGGGUGGGAUUAGCACCCUCUCCUCCUCCUGCUUCUCCAUGGGGCUGGAGGCAGUGAGGGGCUGCCCAUGUGUGCACCAGGAAGCGGGCCUCACUGGGACCAGGGGGCCCAACUUCAGCUUCCGAACCAGUGAGAAAUAAA
This is a messenger RNA of Perognathus longimembris pacificus (Pacific pocket mouse), 1498 nucleotides long. RefSeq names its product leucine rich repeat containing 38 (gene Lrrc38). The transcript has 2 exons. Gene Ontology annotation, molecular function: voltage-gated potassium channel activity; transmembrane transporter binding; potassium channel activator activity. NCBI's taxonomy places the organism in Eukaryota, Metazoa, Chordata, Mammalia, Rodentia, Heteromyidae. The coding region runs from base 1 to 879 and encodes 292 amino acids. Gene Ontology annotation, cellular component: voltage-gated potassium channel complex. The record is from RefSeq and is a predicted model, not a curated record.